CCCACAGCCAGGUGCCAGAACUUCCAGUCUAAAGAUCCCUUCCUUCUCCCAGUCAGUGUUCCCUGGAGGCCACGGCAUCAAGGGCUGAGCUGGGAGACAGGCUGGAAGCCUGUGCAAGUCCUGGCAGGUGUCAAGGCAGUCCUGAAGGGGACCUGCGACCCUGUUCUAGGUGCCGCAGGAGCCUGGAGAGGCACCCUCAGGCCAAGCUUCUCCAGUCACUGUCCUGACUCCCCACAUCCUGGGUUUCACCCAGGGCCAGGCACACCCAGGCAUCGGGAGCCAGCCUCUGAGACCUGCUGGAUGGCUUCUGAUGAGAGCCCACUGCUGUAGCUGAGUGCUGUGCCUCUGCUACCUGUUCACCAUGGUAAAGACGCCUCUGCUUAGAAAAGAUGCCAGCUGUGAGUGGAAUUUUUUCAGUGUGUCUAAGAACUCCUCACAAAGCAGCAGCAGCAGUAGCAGCAGCAGCCACAGAAGCGUCUCCCCCCGGAAGGACCCUCAAGGGGAAGUCGAUGGACUACUGUUUAUGCAAAUCUUUAUCCACCUGCUGAAAAGCAACAUUGGCACAGGGUUCCUGGGGCUUCCCCUGGCUGUGAAAAAUGCCGGAUUGUUGGUGGGGCCUGUCAGCCUCUUGGCCAUCGGGGUCCUCACAGUGCACUGCAUGGAUAUCCUGCUGAACUGCGCCAGUCACCUCACUCAGAGGCUGCAGAGGAGUUUUGUGAACUAUGAAGAGACCACGAUGUACAGCCUGGAAACAUGUCCAAAUCCUUGGCUGAGGACGCACUCAGUGUGGGGCAGGUACAUUGUGAGCUUCCUGCUGAUCGUCACUCAGCUGGGCUUCUGCAGUGCGUAUUUCAUGUUUAUGGCAGACAAUCUGCAACAGAUUGUGGAAGAACCUCACUUCACUUCCAACAUCUGCCAGCCCAGGAAGAGCCUGGUGAUGACCCCCGUGCUGGAUGCUCGCUUCUACAUGCUCACCGUCCUGCCCUUCCUCAUCCUCUUGGUGCUUGUCCAGAAUCCGCAGGUGUUGUCUGUCUUCUCCACCUUGGCUACCAUCACCACCCUGGGCAGCCUGGCUCUGAUCUUCGAGUAUCUCAUUCAGGAGAUCCCGCGUCACAGCAGCUUGCCUCUGGUGGCAAGCUGGAAGACUUUCCUGUUGUUCUUCGGCACAGCCAUCUUCACCUUUGAAGGUGUGGGGAUGGUUCUUCCUCUCAAAAGCCAGAUGAAGAGUCCACAGCAGUUCCCUGCCGUGCUGUACCUGGGCAUGUCCUUUGUCAUCUCCCUCUACAUCUGCCUGGGGACUCUUGGCUAUAUGAAGUUUGGCUCAGACACUCAGCCUAGCAUCACCCUCAACUUGCCCAAUUGCUGGUUGUACCAGUCAGUCAAGCUGAUGUACUCAGUUGGCAUCUUCUUCACCUAUGCCCUCCAGUUCCACGUCCCAGCUGAGAUAAUCAUCCCCUACAUCAUCGAGAGAGUGUCUGAGAACUGGGCUCUGUUCGUAGACCUGACCGUUCGCACAGCCUUGGUCUGCCUGACCUGUUUCUCGGCCGUUCUCAUCCCUCGCCUGGACCUGGUCAUCUCCCUGGUGGGCUCUGUGAGCAGCAGCGCCCUGGCCCUCAUCAUCCCGCCCCUGCUAGAGAUCACCACCUUUUACUCUGAGAACAUGAGCUGUGUGACCAUUGCUAAAGACGUCAUGAUCAGCAUCCUGGGCCUCCUAGGGUGUGUAUUCGGGACAUACCAGGCGCUCUACGAGAUGACUCAGCAGGCCCACCUUUCCAUGGCUAACUCUACAAAGGGCUACAUGUAAUUGCCUAUUUUUAUUUGCAUAGUUCUUCCUUCCUCCCAUGCUCUGUUGAAUUCCCAUUAUAUACGUUUCAAAACCCAGCAUCUCUAUGCUAAUUAGUGGCUUCUUUAUCUGCCAAGAGGAACAUGGUACUGGUGUGUGAGUCGC
This is a messenger RNA of Myodes glareolus (Bank vole), 1948 nucleotides long. RefSeq names its product solute carrier family 36 member 3 (gene Slc36a3). Gene Ontology annotation, cellular component: vacuolar membrane. The record is from RefSeq and is a predicted model, not a curated record. Lineage: Eukaryota; Metazoa; Chordata; Mammalia; Rodentia; Cricetidae. Gene Ontology annotation, molecular function: L-proline transmembrane transporter activity; glycine transmembrane transporter activity; amino acid:proton symporter activity. Gene Ontology annotation, biological process: proton transmembrane transport; proline transmembrane transport; L-alanine transport.